This is a messenger RNA of Solanum verrucosum, 1807 nucleotides long. Its product is annotated as pentatricopeptide repeat-containing protein At2g35130. NCBI's taxonomy places the organism in Eukaryota, Viridiplantae, Streptophyta, Magnoliopsida, Solanales, Solanaceae. Bases 35 to 1765 code for a protein of 576 amino acids. The transcript is spliced from 8 exons. Gene Ontology annotation, molecular function: protein binding. The record is from RefSeq and is a predicted model, not a curated record.
ACACUGAGUUGAGGUUCUGGCUGGCCUUAUCUUCAUGUUGGUCUCUAAAUGUCCAUUGAAUUAUAUCCUUUAUGAACCAAGAAUUAGUAAAGGUGGAUUCAGAUGGAAAGCAAGUGCCUCCAAUGAAGUUCCCGUUGAGAAGUGGAAGCAAGAUAGCAUUUUCAUUGAUAGACGUGGCAGAUUUAGACACUUUGAUCACAAAAAAGUUUCACGGAAAAGAUGUGGUUCUUUAAGGGGCAGAGGAUGGAAAUAUGGAUCUGGUUUUGUUGAUGGUAUAUUCCCAGUUCUAAGCCCAAUUGCUCAGCAAAUUCUAACUUUUAUAAAGACGGAAAAAGAUCCAGAGAGGAUUUGGUCUUCCUUGGAUACUUUACGUCCCACCAAUCACACCUGGGAUGAUCUAAUCAAUGUAGCAGUUCAACUUCGACUCAACAAGCAAUGGGAUCUGAUCAUACUGAUGUGUGAAUGGAUACUGUGUAGGAGCUCCUUUCAGGCAGAUGUGAUUUGCUACAAUUUGCUCAUAGAAGCUUAUGGGCAGAGUUCACUUGUUAAGAAAGCAGAAUCUACUUACCUGGCGCUUGUUGAUGCUCGAUGUAUCCCAACUGAAGAUACUUAUGCACUUCUUCUAAAAUCUUAUUCCAAAUGUGGGAUGAUAGAGAAGGCUGAAGCUGUCUUCUCUGAGAUGCGGAAGAAUGGCCUUCCUCCAAGUGCUCUUGUAUAUAAUGCUUAUAUUGAUGGGUUAAUGAAGGGAAGGAAUUCUCAAAAAGCAUUGGCAAUCUUCGAUAGGAUGAAGCGUGAAAGCUGCCAACCAUCUACUGAUACUUAUACAAUGCUGAUCAAUUUAUAUGGGAAGGAAAAUAAGUCCUACAUGGCGCUAAAGAUGUUCAAUGAGAUGAAAACUCAGAAAUGUAAACCUAAUAUCUGUACCUACACAGCUCUUGUAAAUGCAUUUGCGAGAAGUGGCCUAUGUGAAAAGGCUGAAGAAGUCUUUGAAGAGCUACAAGAAGCUGGGCUUGAGCCUGACGUUUACACCUAUAACGCCUUGAUGGAAGCUUACAGUCGUGCAGGCUAUCCUCAGGGUGCUGCAGAGAUCUUUUCUCUCAUGCAGCAUAUGGGCUGUGAACCAGACAGAGCUUCAUACAAUAUCAUGGUGGAUGCCUAUGGAAGAGCUGGUCUUCAUGAAGAUGCACAAACCGUGUUUGAUGAGAUGACGAGGCCGGGGAUAGCUCCUACGAUGAAAUCUUACAUGUUACUCAUAUCAGCCUACUCAAGAAACAGUAACGUGUCAAAAUGUGAAGAAAUAGUGAAUCAGAUGCAGAUAUCAGGAGUGAAACUAGAUACCUUUCUUCUUAACAGCAUGCUCAACUUGUAUGGUCGUCUUGGCCAGUUUGCAAAAAUGGAAGAACUCUUGACUGUCAUCGAAGCUGGACCAUACAUAGCCGAUAUCAGCACCUACAAUAUCUUGAUCAAUGCAUAUGGACGUUCAGGAUUUAUCGCGAAAAUGGAAGAAGUUUUCCAAUCACUUCCAGCUAAGAACCUGAAGCCAGAUGUGGUCACAUGGACCUCCCGUCUUGGAGCAUACUCCAAAAAGAAACAGUACCAAAGAUGCUUAGAAAUCUUCGAGGAAAUGAUCGAUGAAGGUUGCUAUCCAGAUGGCGGAACAGCCAAAGUGCUCCUUUCAUCUUGCUCAAGUGAAGAUCAGAUUGAACAAGUUACAACAGUGAUUAGAUCAAUGCACAAGAAUGUGAAGACAGUAGAGUUAGUUUGAAAUGACUUGUACAGUUUUCAUGAAAUUGCAAUAUUUGAUGUG